Messenger RNA from Setaria italica (foxtail millet), 1104 nucleotides. RefSeq names its product putative FBD-associated F-box protein At5g50270. NCBI's taxonomy places the organism in Eukaryota, Viridiplantae, Streptophyta, Magnoliopsida, Poales, Poaceae. The transcript has a single exon. Gene Ontology annotation, molecular function: protein binding. The coding region runs from base 1 to 1104 and encodes 367 amino acids. The record is from RefSeq and is a predicted model, not a curated record.
AUGGAGUCCACGAAGGACGACGACGUAGACGAGCCCACGAAACAGCAAACGGAGCCGAGUCCACCUGCCGGCGACCAAUCCAUCGUCGGCGCCGCCGAUCUGCUCAGCGGCCUCUGCGACGAUGUGCUCGUGCACAUCCUCGGGCUGGCGAAAGACGCGAAAGACGCGGUGCGCACGGGCGCGCUCUCGCGCCGGUGGCGCGGCCUCUGGCGACGCGUCCCCGCGCUCCGCUUCGCCUCACGCCAAGGGAACGCAAAGGGAUUCAUGGCCUUCGUCGACGACACCCUCGCGCUCCGUGCGCGAUCCGGCGACGGCGGCCUCGAGCAGCUGGAGAUCCGCUUGAACAUGCGGAACGCCGCCUGCCGCAACGAACGACUCGUGCCGCCAUCCAUCGGAGCGGCGGAGAGGUGGAUCCGGUACGCUGUGCGGCACGGGGUGAAGUCUUUCCAAUUCGAGCUGGAUCUGCCCAAAGAAGAUGACGAGGACGAAGACGAAGAGGCGCCCGUGAUGGUUCUUGACGAGCUUCCAAGCUCUGCAAAGCUGGAAGCCAUGUUUUUGGACUUAAGCUACGCCUGGGUCAGUCUCCCUGCCACCGUAGUAUUCGCAUCGCUCACGGAUCUCAAGCUUGAGUUCAUGAAGGUAGCAGGCGACAAUGUCCUCCUCCUUGGCCGCCUCGUGUCGUCUGCGUGCUGCCCAAACCUACGGAAGCUUCACAUGUUCUCCGUUACCCUUGCUGGGCCUGGGCAGCAAAAACUACUGGUCGAGGCCGGUGUACUCAAGGAGCUCUCGCUGGAGGAGAUGGACGGAAUGAGAUCGCUGGAGCUGAGAGCUCCUAGCCUUCGGGUUCUCCGCAUCGAGGAUUGCGACGACCUGGAAUCGCUCGCGGCCUCGGCCCCGAGGCUGGAGAAGCUCUCGUGCCGGGGAAACCCCUUGUUGAUCAUCGAUGGGGACUUCCCCUCCGUGUCCCUCCUCAAGCUUGACUUGAAGUCGCAUGGGCACGCCUAUGGCGAUGACAGUAACUAUGGCAGAAUUAAACUCCUCCAGCGCUGUCGCUCGGCCAGCCGCCUGUCUAUUGAUUUUGAUGCUUCAAUGGUAUGCACCUAG